CUGAUCCGCUCGUGCGCUUGUGGCGGAGAAAAACGCUGGCCGGCGCGUUGACGUCACUGGGAACGCGCAAAGACGGUGGAGGAGGGGAGAACGAAAACCGGGGGUUGGCACUUGCAUCCCAGCACAGGAGGAGGAGGAGGGCGGCACUGCUGCAGCCAAUGUCUGCCAAGCCUGGACUGGAGCCCCACACCUACAGACACUGACCACCAGGAGAUGCCUGUAUCACUACAGGCUGAGAUAGGACUAGACUGGAGAGUAAACAUUGACAGAGGGUGUUACGGUUAAAGGACACAGUCACAGCUGACUUCACAGAUGAAAGUGUGCUCUAGCCAGUUCCUUCAAAGAGAAGUGGCAUUAAAUGUUGGCAACACAGACGGGACCAUCGUAAAGGCAUCCAAGAGGUAGUAAACUACUGUAGAUCAAAUUGCACUUUUAGAAAUUAUUUUAUUUUGUGCUGCUACAGAAGGAUACUAGAGAGUGAAUCACUUUGAUAUGUCUUUGAAUUUACUCUUGGGUACCACAAUCAAAGGAUAUUAACAGGUGACAUCACUAGAUAGCACGGUAGAAACAAAAUAUUAUGUUGUGGGAGUCACAACUACAAGAAGCCACUUGAAUUCCUCAGCAUGCCAGGAGGCACUAUUUAUUUACUGGGUGUGUAAUAAAACUUUUUUGAAAGGGUGUGACAUUUGGAGCACUGCAAGUCCCAUCAUGGGUAUCCUAAAGUGCCAUGUCUGCCGAACCUGAAGAAGUAACAAGCAUUCUGAGUCUGGAAGAAAGAAACAAAAAAAAAGGCCUGCGUUCCUCACUGGCAUCAUCUUAUAUACCUCUGUCCCCUCAGUCUGUGUUGGCCAGUCUUCCCUUGCCCUUCCCUCACGCACAUACACCAUGAGCUCCUUGCUCCCCUUUGACAGUGUGCUAUGUAACCUUUUGGGACUGUCCCUCACACUGUGGUUCACCCUGCUCCUUGUAUUCAUCAUCGUUCCUGCUAUCUUUGGUGUUUCGUUUGGCAUUCGCCGGCUGUACAUGCACACCCUGCUCCGUAUCUUCACGUGGGCAACCUUACGUAUAGAGAGAGGAGUAAAGGAGAACCGCAAUGCACUGUAUAAGCCUCUUACUAAUGGAAUUAUUGCUAGAGAGAGAACAUCGUUGGAGGAUGGCAUCUCAAAGCUUCGUGGAUCUGGGAGCUCGUUGGAAGAUCCCGAAUUUGCUCUGUCAGACAUCUUUUAUUUCUGUAGACAAGGCAUGGAGAGCAUCAUGGACGACGAGGUGACCAAGCGUUUCUCAGCAGAGGAGUUAGAGACCUGGAAUCUGCUGAGCAGAACAAACUAUAACUUUCAGCAUAUCAGCCUUCGGCUUACUGUGCUGUGGGGUUUAGGCAUGUUGGUCAGAUACACCUUCUUACUGCCACUCAGGAUUGCUUUAGCUGUUACAGGCAUCGGCCUUCUGGUUUUUGGUACUACUGUAGUCGGAUAUCUGCCCAAUGGCCGAUUUAAAGAGUUCUUGAGUAGACAUGUGCAUUUGAUGUGUUACCGGAUAUGUGUGCGUGCACUAACUGCCAUCAUAACAUAUCAUGGGAGUGAGAAUCGGCCCAGGAAUGGUGGUAUAUGUGUUGCUAAUCAUACAUCUCCAAUCGAUGUGAUCAUCCUGGCCAGUGAUGGCUACUAUGCUAUGGUAGGACAGAUCCAUGGUGGACUAAUGGGAGUGAUUCAAAGAGCCAUGGUAAAAUCCUGCCCGCAUGUCUGGUUUGAGCGCUCAGAGGUCAAGGACCGCAUUUUAGUGGCUAAAAGGCUUACUGAUCAUGUGCAUGACAAGAGCAAGCUGCCUAUUCUUAUAUUCCCAGAAGGUACCUGCAUUAACAACACCUCUGUCAUGAUGUUUAAGAAGGGAAGCUUUGAGAUUGGUGCGACCAUCUACCCUGUUGCUAUUAAGUAUGACCCUCGGUUUGGAGAUGCUUUCUGGAACAGCAGUAAAUAUGGGAUGGUCACCUACCUACUGCGAAUGAUGACAAGCUGGGCCAUAGUAUGCAGUGUUUGGUAUUUACCUCCGAUGACACGUCGGGAGGACGAGGAUGCAGUGCAGUUUGCUAAUCGAGUGAAGUCGGCAAUAGCACGUCAGGGUGGGCUCGUUGAUUUGCUAUGGGAUGGAGGACUGAAAAGAGACAAAGUUAAAGACGUUUUCAAGGAGGAGCAACAGAAAUUGUACAGUCGCCUCAUUGCCGGAAACCAUGAAAACCGCAGCCGCUCCUGAGCCAUGGGAUUGGAAAGCGGGCUCCUGAGCUACAUUAUCGCUCCAUAGCUACAGGAAGGAGACACUGAGCCACAGGAAUCUAAGCCAUGGAGUGAGGACUGAAGGAACACAAGAACAGGGAAUUCAAAGGGACUAUUAGAUCAUCCAAUCUGGAUCUUUUUAUUUCCACCUAUUGUGCAAAAGAACAGUUGUAUGACAGGAUUAAAGAUGAUUUUGGUGAUGUCUAUUUCUUAAUCACAAAUUCUUGCUUCUGGUAUGGGUGCACUACUUCAUAUGUGGAGUUGAAAAGAGCCAGGAGAUCUGGUUACCAUACCAGGUCCAUGUCUGUUACAUUGAACUUCAAGCUACUAUGUCACUUUCGAUGUAUAAAUUACGUCAUCUGUGGGAUGUUACUGAAUUCCAUGCCUCAGAAGCUUUGGGCCAACAUUAGACCAAAAGGGCUGCACAGAUAUUAGAAAGAUAGUCUUGAAUAUGAAACGGCAGUGCCUGGAGCUUGCAUUUGGUGACUGGUUUCAAGGAAUUGAUUUGAAGCAAGCAACAUGUAGGUCAGAAAACUGCUGUGGCUAAGACACUUCAGAACCAAACCUUGUAUGUGGCAGAAACGUCCUUCGCAACUACCCUUACAAAUUCUCAUCCAGUCACACCAUCUACUCCCACUGUUGUCGCUUCUGACUAUGAGAGGAAGAAGGCAUCUUUCGUUAAUCAUUCGAGUCUAAAAAGGGGAUUAAUGAUGCCACUAGGUUUGAAAUCCUUUCUCUUUCUUUAUCCAGUGAAAAAUGUGCCUCCCUUUCUGUCUGUUACACAAUGUCCUGCAUGAGCCAAGAGCCACCUUCUUUGUUUUGUUUUUAUAAGGUCAAUAAAAUACCUUGCAAAAAAAA
This is a messenger RNA of Pelobates fuscus (common spadefoot toad), 3125 nucleotides long. It is a transcript of the gene GPAT4, whose product is annotated as glycerol-3-phosphate acyltransferase 4. Gene Ontology annotation, biological process: triglyceride biosynthetic process. The transcript has 13 exons. Lineage: Eukaryota; Metazoa; Chordata; Amphibia; Anura; Pelobatidae. The record is from RefSeq and is a predicted model, not a curated record. Gene Ontology annotation, molecular function: glycerol-3-phosphate O-acyltransferase activity. Gene Ontology annotation, cellular component: endoplasmic reticulum. Bases 886 to 2247 code for a protein of 453 amino acids.